Messenger RNA from Protopolystoma xenopodis, 2253 nucleotides. Lineage: Eukaryota; Metazoa; Platyhelminthes; Monogenea; Polystomatidea; Polystomatidae. The record is from the annotation of a GenBank genome assembly.
AUGAGAUCAAUAUCGGCCUUGGCAAGGGAGCUUUUUGAAAAGAGACCCUUAGAGGGUUAUCUCUCGCCUUGUCUUUUCCUUAAAGAGCCGUCAGAACUUGCCGUCAGCAUCGAAUCAGAAAAUCAUAGCCUCCUCUCAUCUCGUCUGGGUCAUGUGAAGUGUCAUGCCGAUCUCGUCUACCUGCUUUCUGCCUCAUUGCACUCAACCCGGAUGCAUAUGUUGCCCGGCGGUCUAUUUCAUUCAAGUCCAAAUGUGAGCUCCCUCGAGGCCGUCGAAGGCGCGUCCACGGUCAAGCCAGCACCGAUGGCCAAGCCAACAUGCGCACGAUCCAAUUGUCUAGGCGAGAUGGCCGCCUCGACGACGGGGAUGGCGAUCGCCGCGACAACGUGGAAGUCGUCGCAUCCACCGCCGCCCAGCCUCCUAGGGCCGGAACUGCUGCAGCACCUGCGAGGCCGGCAGAAAGACCGACUCCAACGCAUCUGCAAAGGCCGAGCAAAUCGCCUCAAGCUGCGGCUCCACCGAGGCUUGGCCGCCGUCCGGCCCCCGCCAGCCUCAUUCGGCUCGGCCGGCCAGUCGUUCUCGCCGGCCUGUCCAUCUCGACCGCCGCAGGCUCGUCUCGGCCUGCGCCAUCUCCGUCAACUCCGCUCCAGCCCCGAACCGGCCGAUACAAUCGGCCUUACUGACCACUCGCCUCCUCCUCCUCCUCCUCCUCCUUCUCCUCCUCCUACCUCGUCUGAUCUGCUUCCUUGCGACGAAAAUGGCGGUACCGUCACACGCUCGGCCUCAUCUCAGCGACUUGCCGUCUUGUUUGAGUCGUCUUCUCCCUCGACUCCGCCCACAAGACGGGAGUAUUCCCAGCUCGACGAGUCUGCCGACCUGCCGAUUCGGCUCCAGCUCGGCCCGAAAGGACCCCAUAUCCGACUGGCUAGUCUGCCCGACGAAUUGGCCGCCAAACUCACCAUUCGCGACGGUCUCAUCACCAGUCCGGUCGACCGGCAAACCGAGAAGGUGCUCCGCGCCCUCGCCCAGCUGCAUCAGUGUCCAUGGCUUCUGCGAUUGCCGCCCGCCCUGUUGGCCGAAUUGCCGCCGCUUUGCGCAAUCCCGCCACCGCCGCCCUCGUCGUCCCCACCGGACGACGAUGACGAUGCUGACGAAGAUUACGCCGACAACGUUGACGCCGCCAGCAACGAAGUUGACGACGUCUACAAUGGCGCCAAUGACGCUGCCGAAGGCGACGGCUACAACGGCUACGAUCUUAGCAACGGCGAAGAUAAAGAGAAGGCAAACGGUACGGCAGCUUGUUUGGCUGUGGGGCGGAGAGACGGCUGGUCGGGACGCCUCGGAGUGACGGCCGAGGUUGGCAAUAGAAGGAGGAGACGACGCAUCUCGGGAUUGGCGCGUUUGACUCGUGGCGAUAUUUGGGGCGCCGAUAGGCAAUCCAAAGCGCCGAAUCAUGAUGAUCCCGAGGCCGAUAGCAACGGCAACGGCGACGACGACGACGACGACGAGGUGGACAGUGACGAUGGCGAGGAGAAGAAUCAGGUGAGACGAGGCCAGAUGAACAAUGAAGGAGCAAGUUAUUCGUCCGUCUCUUUGGAUGAGUCGAAUUCGACCAGUUUUCUCGUUUCUGACGCCUCCUCCACGACUAUUUCUGGUCCUUCUGAGGCAACCUCCACAACCGUCGCCGUUGCUUCUUUCCGCAGACCCGAUGGAAUACAAGCCCGGCAGCUCGGCCCACCCAGCUCUACCGGCCAGCCAGAGCUGGCGAAAGCUGGACCCGAGGCCGGAGCCCCACAUCACUUGCCCCGUUGCAUCAUGACUCCGCGCAAUUCCAGACGUUCAGGACUGACGGCAACGCCGUCGGCAUUGAUUCCACCGUCAAUCAUCGAGGACAGAAGACAGCUGGCCCAGGAACAGAGCGAACCGGCGGCCAAGACGACCGACUGGGGGGCUGCGGAAUUCGGCCAGCUGUGCCCACGAAGGCCGUCGAGCAGUAGGACGUCUCAAAAGCGCCGAAAGCCUGAGGCAUACAAAUCUUUUGCUGCCCAAACAUCAAGAGGACAAAACCGCUCUUCAAAUCUACCGCUGGUCAAGCCUAGACACGCGAACCGUCAGAGCUCGGAGUCAGGCCGGAUAGAGGCGCUGCGCCAGUUCGGCUGCCAUUUCAAGAACAUCAUUGACCGGAAGGAAUUUAAGGAAUCUUUAAGAUUUGCUGACUUCUUCAAACCAAGACUCUCCUAUGCCGACUUUUAG